UGAGACUGGCGCGCAGCUCGCUGGGAUCCCUCCCGGCCAGGGCAGCGGCCAGGGCAGCUCCGGCUGGGUGAUGGGCAGGAGGCGGAGCGGGCGGCCCGGGAGGCGGUCUCAGGGCGGGGUCCAUGACGCGCUGAGUCCGCCGGCCCCAGGGCCGGACCACAGCCUCUCCCUGCCCCAGGCCGCCGCUACGGUGGCUCGGCACCUACAACGGGGUCCUCCGACUCCUCACCGGGCUGGUCCUGCGCUGGGUUGCGGAGCACUGCAGGACUCGCACUGUUCCCUGACCAGAGAUCCCCCCGGGCCCGAGUUGCCGACAACUUUCCCCUGUCCCUGGUGCUGCGGUGGUUCGGAGGCUGGGGGACCGUGGCCGCCACAGAUUUCUGAACCCCGGGCUCCGCUUCCCAAACCUUGGCUCGGCGCUCCCGUGAGUUGCUCUCCCCGUGCCUGCACAUUAGGGGUCCGUGCUCUCCGUCUUGCAGGUGAGAUGCCCUUGGAACACAUUAUGAACCGGGAUCUGGAGAAAAUCGCCGUAGAGUACAUCGUGCCCUGCCUGCACGAGGUGGGCUUCUGCUACCUGGACAACUUCCUGGGCGAGGUGGUGGGCGACUGUGUGCUGAAGCGCGUCAAGCAAUUGCACCAGGACGGGGUCCUGCGGGAUGGCCAGCUGGCGGGGCCGCGCGCAGGAGUCUCCAAGCGGCACCUGCGCGGCGACCAGAUCACGUGGAUUGGAGGCAACGAGGAGGGCUGCGAAGCCAUCAACUUUCUCCUGUCGCUCAUCGACAGGCUGGUUUUGUACUGCGGGAGCCGGCUGGGCAAAUACCUUGUCAAGGAGAGGUCCAAGGCGAUGGUAGCCUGCUACCCGGGAAAUGGAACGGGCUACGUUCGCCAUGUGGACAACCCCAAUGGUGACGGCCGCUGUAUCACCUGCAUCUACUAUCUGAACAAGAACUGGGACGCCAAGAUACACGGUGGAAUCCUGAGAAUAUUUCCAGAAGGCAAAUCAUUUGUAGCAGAUGUGGAGCCCAUUUUUGAUAGACUGCUGUUCUUCUGGUCAGAUCGCAGGAACCCGCAUGAAGUGCAGCCUUCCUACGCCACCAGAUACGCUAUGACUGUUUGGUACUUUGAUGCUGAAGAGAGAGCAGAAGCCAAAAAGAAAUUUAAGAAUUUAACUAGGAAGAGUGAGUCUGCCCUCGCCGAAGACUGAGCGUGCUCUGAAAUCUGCUGGCCUCUUUCAUUGUAGUAACCCCCUCUCGCCUGCUCUGUAAGUUGAAAUCCAAAGAUGGCCUCUCCAGUGACAACAAGCUUCCCCUGACUGUUUGCCUCCUUCACAUCCCUGUCUUGCGUGUGGUACUUCGUGUUUUCUUGCCAAGACUGCGGUGACCGACAGAGGUGAUCUCUGCCAGAUGGACCCCCUUGGUAACUCCAGGAAGACCUACAGACGUCCUUGCUGGCCGGCGCUUUAGUAGAUAGGUUUGGUGAAAUUGGCUGCUGAAACACAAGCCUGGGAGCACCAGGAUGAAUCUUCCUAGCACUUUAUGGAUGCUUCCUGCCUUGAAAGGAGGAGGUUUGCAAAGAAACAAACAAACCAUGGUGACAGAUACCACAGAGAGGCAUUAUUCAAAUCUCAACAACAGGAAACAAAUUUAUGUCAUCUGAACAAUUUCCAGAUGUUCUCAACCCAGGGGGCUGAUGGGCUUUCAGGAGUAUCAUCACAACCUAAUGGCAUGAUUACCUCUGGAAAUGGCUGCUAUUAUUGUGGUCAGUUAAUAACUGUCCCAAGGCGUGGACACAUGUAGAUACAUACAUUCAUUUUAGCUCUUAAAAUCUGAACUUUCUGCCUCUGUCCCAUUUUCCGGAAAAUAAUGAUAUUCUGAUCAAUGGUGAUAGCACCUUUUAUUCUCUUUUUUUCACUUUUUACCGGGGAACCUAAUUCUCCCAAAGCUAACACUAGGUAUGAGUUAUUUUAUUGUGUGGUUGGAAUAGAAAUUUGAAUUUAAAUCAAAGGACAAGAGAAAUCUAUCUUGGUAGUUUGAUGCCAACCUCUGAGAAGAGCGUAGUUAAGUCUACUGAUGUCCAUACAAUAAAUGGGCAUGUCUUGAACAAUUGGAGAGGGAAGCUAGAGUUGGAAAUACAGACUUCCCAGGAUUUUUUCCCCUAGUUCUCAUUUUUAUUGAGCUCACUGUUAUUUGACAGAAUCAAAAAGUAUUGGGUGCUGUAUUAUAAGUAGGAAAUCGGAGUAAAAAAAAAAAGACUCAAACAGCUAUUGGAAUUCUUCCACGUUGUCUGUCCCUUCUGCCUCAUCAGCCCCACUGCAGGUGACAGUGUGGCAUGAAUCAUGAAACUUGCUAGAGCCGUGGAAGCAUCUCCUACUGCAGUCAGCAGAGACCUUGUUGCCUCAAGAACUCUGUGUUGAGCACCCAUUUUAUGAAACCUAGCCUUCCUACUUUGCAGUUCUACUUGUGUUUUUUUUUAAUUCUUGCUUGAAAACCCUAAGAAUAUUGAGGAGCCAGCAAUAUUUUCAUUUGUCAUGUACAGAUAUAUAUACUUUCCAAGAAAGAAGUUUAUUUUUUUUUCUUUCCUGGUUUGGGAAAAUUUCCAGAUAAAACUUAUCAUCAUUCAUUCUCACAGCUGCUCAAUUUUGUUUCACUGUAGUAUUUACCACCUUCUAACUUGUUAUGUAAUUUACUUAUUUAUUUUGUUUAUUAUCUUUUAUCCUUCCUCUUGAGUGUGAGCACAAUGAAGACAGGGAUUUUGUAUGUUUUUAAUCAAUGCAAUGUAUUCCUAGCACCUAACAUAGUGCCUGACACACAGCAAGGGCUCAGUAAAUACUUUUGAAUAAACACUGUCUCCUAUGUUAUAAUUCUAA
This is a messenger RNA of Ochotona princeps (American pika), 2866 nucleotides long. It is a transcript of the gene EGLN3, whose product is annotated as egl-9 family hypoxia inducible factor 3. Bases 71 to 1204 code for a protein of 377 amino acids. Gene Ontology annotation, cellular component: nucleus; cytoplasm. Gene Ontology annotation, molecular function: peptidyl-proline 4-dioxygenase activity; L-ascorbic acid binding; ferrous iron binding. The transcript is spliced from 5 exons. NCBI's taxonomy places the organism in Eukaryota, Metazoa, Chordata, Mammalia, Lagomorpha, Ochotonidae. Gene Ontology annotation, biological process: cellular response to hypoxia; peptidyl-proline hydroxylation to 4-hydroxy-L-proline. The record is from RefSeq and is a predicted model, not a curated record.